CCAAGGUAGCCGUUUUCUUUAAUCAAAAGAAAGAUGCCCCAUUGCACUUCAUUACAGGGGUGUCUUUAAGCUUUUCUCCUUUUCUUCUCUUACAUCUCUCCCUCUUGCUCUCCCCCACCCCACCCACACCGACUUUAUAUAUACAUGUUUCUUUCACUGUACUUUCUAGAUAGAUAGAGAGAGAGAGAGAGUCCAUUAGAAAAGGAUUCACUAUAGAGAGAAGGGGAGAGAGCGGGGGAGAGAGAUAAUGAGUUCAUCUUCAGGUCAGAGCAGUGGCUAUGAUCUCUCUUUCAAGAUCUUGUUGAUCGGCGACUCCGGUGUGGGAAAAAGUAGUCUACUCGUCAGCUUCAUAUCCAGUUCUCUUGAAGAUCUUGCCCCAACCAUUGGCGUUGAUUUUAAGAUCAAGCAGCUCACUGUAGGUGGGAAGAAAUUGAAAUUAACAAUUUGGGAUACUGCUGGGCAGGAAAGGUUCAGAACUCUAACAAGUUCAUAUUAUAGAGGAGCGCAAGGAAUCAUUCUGGUUUAUGAUGUCACAAGGAGAGACACAUUCACAAACUUAUCAGAAAUAUGGUCUAAGGAAGUGGAACUCUAUUCAACUAAUCAGGAUUGUGUGAAGAUGCUAGUUGGAAACAAAGUUGACAGGGAUUCUGAAAGGGUUGUGAGCAGAGAAGAGGGCUCAGCCCUCGCCGAAGAGUUGGGCUCUUUGUUUCUUGAAUGCAGUGCUAAAACUAGAGAAAAUGUGGAGAAAUGCUUCGAGGAACUUGCUCUGAAGAUAAUGGAAGUUCCUAGUCUUUUGGAAGAAGGAUCAACCUCAGUUAAAAGGAAUAUUCUAAAGCAGAAACAGGAACCCCGAUCAUCUGAGAACGGUGCUUGUUGCUCCUAAAAUGCAUUUCGGGGGACAGUGAAUCUUGAGUAGCACAGCUUGGAGCCUUGGACAUAUCAUGUAUAUUAACUAAGCUUCUUCCUUCGGCCAAAAAACGAAAACAAAAGCUUCAUCCUUGGCUUCUGACUCGUCAUUGUCUGCCCGUCGCAUUAUACUUUGCACUAACAAGUGAAAAAUUCCUCCAACAUUAUGCCUAUUAUCCUGUGAAAAUGUGCUUGCCUUUAUGUUCUCCAUUUUAGCUCACACCUGACCAAUAAAUCAAUGCAACCUUGUAGACUUUGUUAAUGUUGAACAGAUGAAUGCUUCCAGGAUCACCCCCUUCAUAGAUCGUGUGUGUCAUUUAUUAGGUUGCAGUUUGGUAUCUCAUGGUGCUCAUUGAAAUCUAUAUUUUAUAUAUAAUAUAAAAAUUCUAACAAGUUCUGUUAACAUGAGCUGUACUGUUUAUAUAUAUAUAUGAAGAGGUGGUUAAAUACUUCUUUUACCAA
This is a messenger RNA of Prosopis cineraria, 1368 nucleotides long. Its product is annotated as ras-related protein RABC2a-like. Bases 248 to 883 code for a protein of 211 amino acids. Gene Ontology annotation, molecular function: GTP binding; GTPase activity. The transcript is spliced from 6 exons. NCBI's taxonomy places the organism in Eukaryota, Viridiplantae, Streptophyta, Magnoliopsida, Fabales, Fabaceae. The record is from RefSeq and is a predicted model, not a curated record.